This is a messenger RNA of Hippopotamus amphibius kiboko, 2681 nucleotides long. RefSeq names its product family with sequence similarity 234 member A (gene FAM234A). NCBI's taxonomy places the organism in Eukaryota, Metazoa, Chordata, Mammalia, Artiodactyla, Hippopotamidae. Bases 278 to 1930 code for a protein of 550 amino acids. The transcript is spliced from 14 exons. The record is from RefSeq and is a predicted model, not a curated record.
CAGCAGCAGCAGCUCUGGCAGCCUGCGGAGGGCGCGGCGGCAGGUUGUCUGGAUGUGGUGUCCAGAAAGAAGAAGAAAAAGAAUGCUGAUUCCUAAAUGAGUAACCAGGAAGCAAAUAUUGAGAGAUCAAGUGGCAUAUCUCUACUUUUUUAAAAAUUGGAGCAAAUAUUUUCAGAAAUUGGAGGGAAGGUCACAGGGAAGGACACAGGUGCGGUCAGGCAUCACAGCUCGCCCAGGUCACACGUGGCCAGAAGGUGGACUUGGGGAUGUGCACACAAUGACGGACAGCAAGGACUUAGAAGCCGAGAUCCACCCCCUGAAGGACGAGAACAGGAAGGUGCAGGAGAAUCUGGUAAACCCAGCGGGAAAGGAAACCAGCGUGAAGCCGCCCUCACAGUCCCAUCUCUCCCGGUGCCGGACAGUGGCCUUUUUCCUUUCGCUGUUCAUCUGCCUUUUCGUGGUGUUCGUGGUUUCCUUCCUCGUCCCGUGUCCAGACCGGCCAGCGUCGCAGGGGGUGUGGAGGAUCGAUUACAAGACGGCAGUCGCCUGUGACUUUCUGGCCACAGAGGACGUGAACAAGGACAGGAUCCAGGAUGUCCUCUUUCUUUAUAAAAACACCAACAGCAGCAGCAACUUCAGCCUCUCCUGUGCUGACGAAGGCUUUUCCUCCCCCUGCACCUUUGUGGCCGCUGUGUCUGGGGCCCAUGGCACCGUCCUCUGGGAGAGGCCUGUGGUCCAGGACAGGGCCCUCGUGGAAUGCGGCAUCCCCCAGCCGAGGGGCAGCGGGGCAUCUGCCUGCAUCAUCCUUGGCAGACCUGGCCCCUUCAUCGCGGUGGACUCGGUCACAGGGGAGACCCUGUGGAGCCAUCCCAGCAGCUUUGGGGGAAACGUGUCCGUCCUGAGCCCUCUGCUCCGGGUCCCCGACAUCGAUGCUGAUGGGGCCCCAGACCUCCUGGUCCUCACCCAGGAGGAGGACCAGGUCAGUGGCUACCUCUACUCAGGCAGCACCGGGCAGCAGGUCGGCCUCCCAGGCAGCCUGGGUGUGGGCGGGACCAAUGGCUCCAUCCUCCACGUCACCAGGGAGGGUGCCCACUACAUCCUCGUCCCCUGUGACACCUGCCUCUGCAGCCACUCAGUGAAGGGCCUAUACGAGAAGGCCACUGGGAGGGACAGCCCGCUCAAGAGCGACCCCUUCUGGGAGGACAUGCUCAACACCACCUCCCACAGGCUGCACACGCACAGCAUGGGAGCCAUCCGCUACCUGAUGAACGUUCCAGGGAAGGUGGGCCAGGACCUGCUUCUUGUGAGUUCCGAGGCCUGCAUACUGCUAGAUGGGCAGGACCUGGCGCCCAGGUGGACCCUCAGCGCAGCCCAGGUCCUCAGAAAACCUGUCCUUGGCUACUACAAACCAGACACCCCAGCUGUGGUCAUUGAGAACGGGACCAGCUCCAACAGACAGAUCCUGCUCCUAGACCUCGGCUCAGGGGCCAUCCUGUGGGGCCAGGCCCUCCCGGGCCUCCCUGGGGACCCGUCGUCCGCCAGCCUGCCCACUGCAGACCACCGCUCUGCCUUCUUCUUCUGGGGCCUCCAUGAGCCAGCUGGUGCCAACCAGACGGAGCUUGGAGCCACCGGGCACCACCUAUACAUGUUCCAUCCCACGCUGCCCGGCAUCCUGCUGGAACUGGCCAAUGUCUCCACCCCCAUCGUCGCCUUCCAGGUGGUUCUGCUUGAGCCGAGCCGCCACGCUGCCUGCAUCCUCCUGACGGGCCCGGCCAGCCCAGAUCCACCCGGCCUGGUCUCUGUAGCCAAACACAAGGUGCGGGACCUCGUCCCAAGCAGCAGGGUGGUCCACCUGGCCGAGGGUGGCCCUGACAGUGACCAGGCCGUCAGGGACCGGUUCUCCCACCUGCGGUACCGGAGUGAGACCUAGAUGUGCGGCAGCCAGAGCCCGAGGGAGAGACGGCUGCUGAAGUUUCAUGUCCUGGGAAGUCGGCCCUUCGCUGGCUUGAUCUGCACGCCGACUCCUGACCUGGCGACACUCUCCACGGGGCCCCAACACCUCAAGGACGUUCCGGGGCCUCUCCCUUCUCCUACCAGCACGCUGGGCCCUCACUCAGGUCCCCACUCCGAGCCCCGCUGGCGUUGCCCUGGGCAGAGCCCAUGCUGGCAGCAGCUCACGCCCACUCCUCCACACCUGGCCAGAGCCACCUUCUCUGCACUGUUUCCCUGGGGUCAUGGAGCUCAGAGGGUGGUGGGCCCUGGGGUGGCCUGAGGCAGUUCCACACCCCAGUGUGGUUGGUGGUGGCUUGCCGUGGAGACCCUGUGAUGGGGCCCAUGAGGAAUGGGACUGGGAGGAUGUGAUGGGUGGGCUGCGUGGAGCUGUGAGGGUCCUGAGGACCCAGCCCCAGGAUGCGCCCUGGGGUCAGUGUGCACCCUCGAUAUACACUGGGGCUCCUCGUCCCUAAGGGGUCCCUGCACCCCUGGGGUGUGGCCACUGGCCCCGCCUUCCCGGUGCUUGGACUUCCCCUGCAGUUGGUGUGACCUGAUGCAAGACUCACCUCUGUGCCUUGGUCGCCCCAGACCCACCCGGUGCUGUGGGGCUCUGCCAUGACCGGACAAAAGCGAGCAGCCAGAUGACCCUGGGUACCUCGGGAAGAGAUCAGAAUAAACACUGGUGUUGC